AUGUCAGUUGACACGUUCGAGAGCAUGGGGAGGGGUUGGGAUGGGAUCCGGGAGGAGGAGUCUCCACAUGCCCUCGGCUACCGCCUGGUCCGCCGCGCCAACGAGCGGCGCCGAGGAGGAGUAGGAGGACGACGUGGGCACCGAGGCGAGCCGCUCCGCCCCGUCACCGCCCCCGCCCCAGCUGGAGAAAUCCAUGGCCGCGGCGGUCGAGAUCGAAGACGACUCCUCUGCGUUGUUUCGGUGUCUUAUAGCCGGCAGUUUCUUUACAUUUUUGCGUGCGUGAUUGCAGGACCUCCGAGGCGGCUCCGGGUGCUGGAUGGAUUGCGUGAUUGUAGGGGAUGCGGAUCUGGUAGUUACCAUAUUUCUUCGCUGGUGGAGGUGGAGUAUAGUCAGUCAUUGAAAAUUGGUAGUCAGAGUCGGGAUUCGGAGUUAGAUCGAUUUUCCUCAGACAGAAUCGAGUCGUAAGAUUGAGUCGUGGAAUCGAGGAUUCUACUAGGAGUCGUAAGAUUGAGUCGUGGAAUCGAGGAUUCUACUAGAUUUACUCAAAUAAGAUAUUUUGUAUGCACGCAAGAAAUUUAUAUGGGUUAUAUAGAGUUUCGACACUAAAUGUGGAGCAAAGAAUGUACACAUCAAUGCUAGUUGUAUUCCACUUCUUUUUAUGGCUAACCUACCAUCUAGCUCGCAUGUAUGGAGCAUAUAUGAGAGGAAAAUAUAUAGAACAUUUAAA
Messenger RNA from Aegilops tauschii subsp. strangulata, 727 nucleotides. NCBI's taxonomy places the organism in Eukaryota, Viridiplantae, Streptophyta, Magnoliopsida, Poales, Poaceae. The record is from RefSeq and is a predicted model, not a curated record.